Messenger RNA from Melanotaenia boesemani (Boeseman's rainbowfish), 1756 nucleotides. RefSeq names its product ubiquitin domain containing 2 (gene ubtd2). The transcript is spliced from 3 exons. The coding region runs from base 96 to 914 and encodes 272 amino acids. Gene Ontology annotation, molecular function: protein binding. The record is from RefSeq and is a predicted model, not a curated record. NCBI's taxonomy places the organism in Eukaryota, Metazoa, Chordata, Actinopteri, Atheriniformes, Melanotaeniidae.
AGUGAGAAAACCAAGAGAGAGGGGUUAGUGGAUGUAGCUCUAGCUGUGGGCCGGGGGGUGAGCUACCUAACCCGGGCUGCUCUGCUGAAACAUCCAUGGGUGGCUGUGUCGGGAGCCACCACGACUCUUCGGGCAGCUUAAAUGAGAACUCGGACGGCACUGGAGUGGCUCUAGGGCGCAAUCAGCCCCUGAAGAGAGAGCGGCCUAAAUGGAAAAGUGACUACCCGAUGACUGAAGGCCAGCUGCGCAGCAAGAGAGAUGAGUUCUGGGAUACGGCACCAGCAUUUGAGGGCCGGAAAGAGAUCUGGGAUGCGCUGCGGGCUGCGGCCAGCGCGUUUGAGAGUAACGACCACCUACUGGCUCAGGCCAUCCUUGACGGAGCCAGCAUCACACUGCCACACGGAGCACUGACUGAAUGUUACGAUGAGCUGGGGAAUCGAUACCAGCUGCCAGUCUACUGCCUCUCUCCUCCCGUCAACAUGAUUGAAGAGCGCUCAGAUGAGCCUGACGGUUCCGAUCCAGACUCUGGGGCUGCUGACGCAUCCACGGGCAGCGCCAGCGACCCGGGCUCAGGUGGCGAGUUCCAGCUCCGGCUCCGGCUCUCCACAGGUCGUGACCUCCGGCUGGCAGUUCGUUCAACAGACACAGUGGGCAUGAUGAAGCGUCGUUUGCAAAAUCAGGAGGGCGUGCCUGCCCCAACCCAGCGCUGGUUUUUUUCAGGUCGGCCACUGACAGACAGGUUGCGCUUGGACCAACUCAACAUUUCUAGGGACUAUGUAGUGCAGGUCAUCCUCAGCCAGCGUCCGCCACCAGAGCCUGCAAUGACACCGGGACACACACCAGAGGCCUCUGGGCCAGUGGCAAUGGAAGGAGUGUCUGCUCUGCCUCAAGAGCCGACGCUGGUAGAGAAUUAAAAUCUCAAGCUGUCAGCAAGGAGAGGGCAUACCACAGGCCUGGCAGUUUAAAAGAAGGAGGAUAACAAGGGACAAGAAAGAAUUUAAAGUUAAUCCUUCUCUUCUCAGUUGUUUUUGCUGGGUAGGUCUUUGUUUGGGCAGAUAUUGGCGGUCUGCUGGAACAUAAAGACUUGUAUUGAGAAAAGACUCUUCCUCUCGGUUUUACACGUUGAAAUUUUGAGCUUUUUGAAGUCUUUUUAACUGUUCCUAUGGAAACCAAACUACAAAAAGAGAACUUUGUCAGAUGGCUCAAAUGGUUUUCUUAGCAACACUGAGGUUUGAAUGUUUCUGUGUUUCAGUUUCCAUUUAAGUUUUGUUUUUAAGGAAUUAAUUUAGUUUAUAAGGCUACAGGGUUCGUAAUACAUUUUCAUAACAUUUCAAUUCACUGUUGAGAGGGAAAGAUUUUCAACAAUUUUGUAGCUGCAUUGGAAUUAAAGACUUCAGUUAGCUGAUUAUCUCAGCAUGCAGAUGGCUGUAGAGAACAUUUGUAUUACUAGUUGGCACACAGAUAUUUCCUUAAAAAGUCCGAGGGUAUGACAGCGUUUUUACCAAGCUCCUGGUGGUUGCAAUACUUCACUUAUCCCUGCUUCACUGAACAAUCAAGUCAAUCAUGUGAUAACAGUAAAUAGAUAGCCUUUGGUUGUGAGUGUGAAUAAGUGUGUGUGUGUGUGUGUGGAUGCUCAUAUGAUCAGAACACAAACCACGCCUAUUCAUGUGGCAAAAGGAUGGACAUCAGGAACAUAGUUGCAUAUUUUGAUUAAAAAUAGAAUGUUUUUAAUUAAAAUUGAACAUUGUUUAUAUUA